AUUAAACUGAUGCCUACUAGGCAUUCGACCUACAACUUCUACACAUCUACAUCAUAUGACAUACGUACGCACUUACGUACUACCGAUCUCGAACAUUCGAAUGGUACAACAGAUAAUACCAUCUCAACUAAUAGGAUGAUAUCCUAACCGAACAAACAGAGCAUGCGCGAGGAUCCUUGACACCUUGUUGUCACGCUUCUGUCAAAGACGUGCCCCGCAUGUCUACAAACAAUGCUCCUCAGCCUGUGAAGCUUUCACUGCCUCUCGAAUAUCAGCAACACCUCUUUCAAGAACUUCGCGCCGAAGAUGAACUCGUCGUUAUUGCGAAAGGCCUCGGCCUCAUGCGCCUCGUUACCAAUCUACUACAUAGCUACGAUGCCGCCGGAAAUAACUUGAUAAUAGUCGUGGGUGCCGAAGAUAGGGAAAAUGCAUGGAUGGGUGAAGCUCUCGCCGAGUCUGCUGCUAUUAGUAUGGCUCCCAAAGCAAGAGGCCUGACAAUAGUGAACACCGACUUCACGAGCGUCGCAGCUAGAGAGAGGAUGUAUGCGAAAGGUGGAAUAUAUAGCAUUACAUCACGAAUCUUAGUCGUCGAUCUAUUGACGAGUCUUCUUCACCCAGAGACAAUCACUGGUCUUAUUGUGCUACACGCCGAUAAGGUGAUAGCAACCUCCCUCGAGGCCUUCAUACUCCGAGUAUAUCGCCAAAAGAAUAAGAACGGUUUCCUAAAGGCAUUUUCUGAUAAUCCAGAUCCAUUUACCAUCGGCUUCUCCCCAUUAGCUACGAUAAUGAGGAACCUUUUCCUCCGAAAGACUUCUCUAUGGCCCAGAUUCCAUGUGACGGUAGCUAGCUCACUCGAGGGCAAGAAGAAAGCGGAGGUUAUCGAACUAGAAGUCACCAUGACCGACGCGAUGAGGGAUAUCCAAACAGCGAUCAUGGAAUGCGUUGAAGUUAGUAUACACGAGCUGAAGAAGAGUAAUACGGGGUUGGAAAUGGAUGAUUGGAACCUUGACAGCGCACUGCUAAAGAAUUUUGAUGUCAUGGUCAGGCGACAAUUGGAUCCAAACUGGCACAGAGUUAGUUGGAAGACGAAGCAGAUUGUUAGCGACUUGACAGUUCUCCGCAGUCUGUUGCACUCGGUCUUAGCCUUGGAUAGUGUGACUUUCUUGCAGCAUUUAGAUACCAUUCAUGCCGCGCACUCCCCACAACCAGGGUCUACGAGACAAUCGCAGUCUCCGUGGUUAUUCCUCGAUGCUGCGCAUACAAUCUUCGACACCGCCAAACGGAGAGUAUACGCUAGCAAUUCCAAAGCUAACGCGAAGUCUUCUCUUGAAUCCCUGCGCCCGGUACUAGAGGAGCAGCCAAAGUGGGCUCUCCUCGCGGAGAUUUUAGAGGAAAUCGACAGGGACCUGUAUUUUAAUCCUCCGAUGAGAGAUGAUUCUAAUGGAACCAUCCUUAUCAUGUGUUCUGAUACAGCAACCACUCGCCAACUUCGAGAUUAUCUGCAGACGAUGCAUGUGGAACCUAAAGCUGAAAACGACGGGAAGCAAGGCAAGGAAGAGCAUAAGACUUCGGGCGCAUUUAUGAUGAGAAGAAGACUUCGAAGUUACCUCAAUUGGAAGAGAGAAUUUGCCCAGGUCAGCAAUGCGCUGCUAACCGAAAACCAGAAAGCCCUCGAAGGAGCAGUUGACCCGCGAAUAGCCCAAGGCUCAUAUAAAGGGAGAGCACCGGCGAACAAGAGACGACGAGUACGGGGAGGUGGCACUACAGGAUCAGCACCGGGUAGAACUGCUAAUGGCAGUGUGGCCCAGUACUUCGAAAAGCCUAGCGAGGUCGCCGAGCUCAUGGAUGAAGUGCAAAUUACCGAAGAAGAGGCGAACCAGAAAGCAAAUAUCAUAGAUGAUCCCCUAGAAGACAUGGACGACUAUUUCGAGCUUUAUGAGAUGCAGGAUCUAGUCGUAGUACAUGCUUAUGAGGGCGAUCAAGACGAGCAUGUUCUUGAAGAGGUAAAGCCUCGGUACAUAGUAAUGUAUGAACCAGAUGCUUCUUUCAUACGUCGGAUUGAGGUUUAUCGGUCAUCACAUAACGACAGAAAUGUCCGGGUAUAUUUCAUGUUCUAUGGUGGGUCUGUUGAAGAGCAGCGGUACCUCGCUACAGUCCGACGAGAGAAGGACUCGUUUACCAAGCUUAUUAAAGAGCGAGCUAGCAUGUCUGUCGUCAUGACAGUUGAGUCACAAGGUGUGGAGGAUCCUCAAGAGGCAUUUCUAAGGACGGUGAACACCCGAAUAGCCGGAGGUGGCCGAUUAGCAGCCACAGCGGAACCCCCCAGGGUUGUCGUCGACGUACGAGAGUUCCGCUCAUCCCUCCCUUCCCUCUUGCAUGGGCGCAACAUGGUCAUCGUUCCAUGCAUGCUCACAGUUGGGGAUUACAUCCUGUCGCCUAAUAUCUGUGUAGAACGUAAAUCCAUCAGCGAUCUUAUCGGCUCGUUCAAAGACGGUCGACUCUUCAGCCAAGCGGAGUCGAUGUUCCAGCACUACAAGAACCCAAUGCUGCUCAUCGAGUUCGACCAGAACAAAUCAUUUACCCUCGAGCCUUUCGCCGAUCUAUCCGGUAACCUCAAGUCCGUCAACCCCAACGAGGUGCCCUCGGACCUGCAGUCCAAGAUCGUCCUCCUCACCCUCGCCUUCCCGAGGCUAAGGGUCAUCUGGAGCAGCAGCCCGUACCAGACCGCGGAGAUCUUCGAAGGUCUGAAGACACAGCAGGACGAGCCGGACCCGGUUAUGGCGGUGCGCGCGGGCUUGGAUAAGGAUGCAAAGGCGGAGGACCAGGCGUUUAAUCUGGAGCCCCAUGAGAUGUUGGGGGUUGUGCCGGGUGUUACGCCGAAGAACUUGAAGAACCUGACGCUAGAGGCGGAGAAUGUACGGGAGGUUGCGAAUAUGAGCGUGGAGGAGAUGGACCCGCUUAUUGGGAGGGAGGCGGCGAGACAGGUUCAUGGGUUCUUUAAUCGGAAUCUUAUUGAUAUUGAUGAUUGAGGUUAUUUGUAUGUAUACACCCGUAGGUAGACUUGGAUAGAGUAUGUAGGUGUGUUUAAUUACGAGGUCAC
Annulohypoxylon maeteangense is the source of this 3100-nucleotide messenger RNA. RefSeq names its product DNA repair protein. Gene Ontology annotation, biological process: double-strand break repair via homologous recombination; resolution of meiotic recombination intermediates; nucleotide-excision repair involved in interstrand cross-link repair. NCBI's taxonomy places the organism in Eukaryota, Fungi, Ascomycota, Sordariomycetes, Xylariales, Hypoxylaceae. The record is from RefSeq and is a predicted model, not a curated record. The coding region runs from base 219 to 3029 and encodes 936 amino acids. The transcript is spliced from 2 exons. Gene Ontology annotation, molecular function: single-stranded DNA endonuclease activity; damaged DNA binding; single-stranded DNA binding. Gene Ontology annotation, cellular component: nucleotide-excision repair factor 1 complex.